Molecule: messenger RNA, 2538 nt
Organism: Melanaphis sacchari
Lineage: Eukaryota; Metazoa; Arthropoda; Insecta; Hemiptera; Aphididae
Product: zinc finger MYM-type protein 1-like
Exons: 6
Coding region: 1-2538 (845 amino acids)
Molecular function (GO): protein dimerization activity
Source: RefSeq, a predicted model, not a curated record
AUGUCAGAUUCCAAUUACGCUGCUUGUUUAUGUGGUAAAAAGCGAUUAAAGUUAAAUGAAACAAACUGGAAAAGACAUUUGACUUUUUGUAAAGUCGCAAAAUUAAAAAAAAACAAUACCGUUGUCGAUGUACAUAAUUUUUUUACAAAAAAACGUAAAAUAAAUAAUGAAGAUGUACCAGAAAAAGAUAAUUGUGAUCAAAUAGAUAAAUGUCAAUUUAAUAAUUCAACAACAAUAAUUGAUGCAGUACAUUCAGAUAGUAUUCAUUUGGCUUCAGUCACUUCAGAUUUAUCUCGGUCUGGUAAUGAUUUUAAGUCUAAACAACCAGUUGGAACCAAUCAUGUAGACUUAUCUAACGAUCCCGAUAAAUAUAAAAUGCUUGUUGAUUUAUCACCUACGAUAGUUGAUUUUUUAAUUAAAAAAGGACCUAUGCAGCCAACUGUUGAUGAUCUUCCUACUCGUGUUUUUCCCAAAGAUAAAUUUGGCCGCAGUUUCCAGACUUCAUGGUAUUGGAAAUCUCUGCCUGGUAAUGUAAAUGUCAGAAGAGAUUGGCUCAGUUAUUCUGUAUCAAGUGAUAAAAUGUUUUGUCAUCAUUGUUUAUUGUUUGGGCGCAAUAUUAACAAAGCAUGGUCUGUAGACGGAGUUGCUUCGUGGCCGAGAGCUUUGCAAAGUAUGCAAAUUCAUGAAUGUUCAGAAGCACAUAUUGAAGCUUCCCUUAAAUUAAAAUUGAAAAAAAUAUCAUUACCCAUACUACCUUUAUUAGAAGAAAAACAUAGACGAGACAAAGCUAUUAACAAAGAGAUUGUUCUGGACUUGAUUGAUAUUACUUUUUUCCUUGCAAAAAACUGUAUUGCAUUUCGUGGACAUAAAGAAAGUUUAAAAGAAGAAUUGGGUAACCGAGGAAACUUUUUAGAUUUAGUUCAUUUGAUGUCUAAACGUUCACCAUGCCUUGCUUCUUAUAUAACUAAAUUGCAAUUAUCGACAAAAAAACAAAACGUUAGUCUUAUUUCAAAUAUAAGACAGAACCAGUUAAUUGGAUCACUUGCUUCAGCAAUAAGAACAUCAAUACAAGAAGAACUAAAAACUGCUCGGUUUUUUAGCAUAUCAAUUGACUCAACUUUUGAUUUAUCUAGGAAGGAACAAAUUUCAUUUGUUGUACGCUAUGUAAAUUCAACAGUUGGAACUGUAUCUGAGCGGUUAAUAGCGCUAAGAGAAUCAUCAGUUACGACUGGCUUUCAAUUAUUUAAUAUUUUUGAAAAACUAUGUGUUGAUUUAUCUAUUGAUUGGGAACAGUAUUUAGUGGGACAGUCUUAUGAUGGUGCUCAGAAUAUGAGAGGUGAAUUCCAAGGAUUAAAAACUUAUGUACAACAAAAAUGUCCGUCUGCAACUUUUAUUUGGUGUCACGCACAUAGGCUAAACUUAAUUGUUGCCAAGUCUGUUGGUUGCAAUAUAAAUGCCAUAGAUCUUUUUGGUAAUCUAGAGUCAGUAUACAAUUUUAUAUGUGGAAGUAAAAAAAGAGUGGCUAUUUAUGAAACUAAACAAGAUUGUUACUGCAGUAAAAGAACUCGUAGGCUCAAGCGAGUUGCUACAACACGUUGGAUGUCGCAUGGAUAUGCCCUUGAUUCAAUAUUAGAAACAUUUGAAGCUGUCAUUGAAACUCUAGAUGAUGUCAGGAAUAAUGAAGGCUGUAAUGACCAAAGUACUGGACAUAUUGCUGGUUGUCUUAUAGAAUACCUUCUUUCUAGACGGUUUUUGUUAAUCGCAUUUUGUUUUAAAUACAUUUUUGAGAUUCUUGGACCAGUCAACAUUUUAUUACAAAGUAAGGAUCUUGACUUACUUUCGGCAAUGAACAGCAUACAUAAUGCUCAGCUAGAUAUUCAGAACCUUCGUGAUGGUAAUAUUUUUAAUAAGAUAUUGAUUGAUGUUAAUAAUUUUAUAAACAAGUUUAGCCAAUUUGAAUUUUCUGAUAAGCUUAAUCAGAGAAUUCGUCCAUUUGAUGAAUACUUUGAUAAUAGUUCAAUUGGAAUUUAUAAAGAUUUAUCAUUGUUCAGUAAAAAAAGGCUAGAUGAAGUAAAAAAGAAUCCAGCAUCACUUCCAAAAGAUGCUUUUUCAAUGUUUUGUAAGGUUUAUGGAAAGUAUGUUGAUCAAGACUACCUCAUAGAAAAAGAAGGAGAAGAAGAAUUUUCAUCAGAAUCAGAAUCAGAUAAUGAAAUUGAAAUGGAACCUAGAAAAGUGAUUAAUGUAGGGAGUAUGAAAGCACUGUAUCAAAUUUUUCAUGCUGGUAACUUGGGUUCAGUGUUUCCAACUCUUAAUAAUGCCCUUCAAAUUGCUUUGACACUUCCUGUUUCAAGUGCUUCUACAGAACGGGCAUUUUCAAAGCUCAAAAUAAUUAAAACUCGUUUAAGAACUACCAUGAAUAACACACGUUUAGAAGAUUUGAUGUUAAUCACAUGUGAACAAGACAUGUACAAAAAUUCAAACAAAGUUUUAGAAAUCUUUGCAUCAAACAGUACUGAACUAUGUAAAAUGAUAAUUUAA